Molecule: messenger RNA, 466 nt
Organism: Arachis ipaensis
Lineage: Eukaryota; Viridiplantae; Streptophyta; Magnoliopsida; Fabales; Fabaceae
Source: RefSeq, a predicted model, not a curated record
UUUCUUGCAGUGUUGAAUCUCUCCUUUAAUCAUUCUUACUUUAGAGGAUCAUUCCUCAGCUUGAUUUUGUAUAUAAACAACAUGGACAACACAAGUACAGAACUCUAAGGUGGAUAUCUGCAUGAUUUCAUGAAUGAUCUUGAGAAGGGGGUGGACAUUCUCGUCGCAACUCCUGGAAGACUGGUAUAUUUGCUGGAGAGAGCUAGAGUUUCACUUCAGAUGAUCAGAUAUCUUGCACCAGAUGAGGUAGAUAGGAUGCUGGAUAUGGGUUUUGAGCCACAAAUAAGGAAGAUUGUUGAACAAAUGGAUAUGACCCCUCCAGGUGUAAGACAAAUUAUGCUAUUCAGUGCCACAUUUCCUAAAGAGAUACAGAGACUAGCCUCCGAUUUCUUGUCAAGAUACAUUUUUCUCGCUGUUAUGAGCAAAUACAUUUGUUUUUAUAUUUAAAAGUUUAUUUGUCUUGUUA